Glycine soja is the source of this 1802-nucleotide messenger RNA. Its product is annotated as putative UPF0481 protein At3g02645. The transcript has a single exon. NCBI's taxonomy places the organism in Eukaryota, Viridiplantae, Streptophyta, Magnoliopsida, Fabales, Fabaceae. The coding region runs from base 57 to 1751 and encodes 564 amino acids. The record is from RefSeq and is a predicted model, not a curated record.
UUCAAAACUGCAAAAUUAUUCUGCACUAAGCUUUUUCCAAAAACAUCAUACACAACAUGCCUUCUCUAAGACCCACCAUGUCAAAUGCUCAUUCUAAAUUAACCUUUGAUGAGCUCCGAUGGGUGAUUAACAUCCGAAAAACCCUUGAAGAAGAGCUUGAGGAAGAUGGUGAUCAAUUUGCUGUGUCCAUCUUCAGCGUGCCAAAGCUCCUUAUGGCUAGUGAUCCAGACUCUUAUGUCCCUCAACAGGUUGCACUUGGCCCUUACCAUUAUUGGCGUCCAGAGCUAUAUGAGAUGCAAAGGUACAAGAUUGCUGCAGCAAAAAGAUUCCAGAAACACCAUCAAAGCUGCAAGUUAGAGAAUCUCGUUGAUCAAUUGACCAAGUUGGAGCAAAGGGUUCGAGCAUGCUACCACAAGUUCUUGGAUUUCAACGGGGAAACGUUGGUGUGGAUGAUGACGGUUGAUGCCUCAUUCUUGCUUGAGUUUCUUCAAGUUUUUUCCAUGCAAGAAGGGGCCAAGGUACAAAGGGUUUCUUCUAGCAUGUCUCAUUUGGUGGAUUAUGCUGGGAAGAAAUCAGCUCAUAAUGCAAUUUUGAGGGACAUAGUAAUGCUUGAGAAUCAAAUCCCAUUGUUUGUGUUGAGAAAGAUGCUUGACCUCAAAUUCUCAUCACUUGAAGCUGCAGAUGACAUGCUGAGCUUGAUGUUCAUAGGGCUUUUCAAAGAGAUUUCUCCUUUCAAGAUGAUGGAGGAGUAUCCAAACAUUCAAGUCUCGGAAAAUGUGCAUUUGCUAGAUUUCUUGUAUAAUGUGAUAGUGCCCAAAUUAGAACAACAGUCAGACACAAUUGAAGUUGAGUUUCAACAAGAACAAAAGGAAGGAAAUGAUGAAGAAGCAACCUCAGACUCCAGUCAUGUUAAGCAAUUCUUCAGCGAAGUAUGGAAGCUGCUUUCAAAACUAAACAAAGGGCCAAUGAAGAUGGUGAAAAAGGUAAUUGUAUCUAAACCUCUCAAAGUCUUUGUUCAGUUGCCUUGGAAAAUCGUGUCCAACCUUCCAGGACUUAAGGUUAUGAAGCAACCUCUUGAACAUUUCUUAUUCUCUCAAGAAAAAGGAGAUGAAAAUAAGGGAGAAAGUGCGAGUUCAAGAUCCAAUAGUCUCAUGAACAAGCCACCCUCAGUGGAGGAAAUCACUAUUCCUUCCGUUACAGAACUCUUGAAUUGUGGCAUUCGUUUCGUACCUACCAAGGGAAGCAUAUCAAGCAUCAGUUUUGAUGUGAAAACAUGCACGUUUUACCUUCCCACAAUAGGUUUGGACGUUAACACUGAAGUUUUCCUGAGAAAUUUGGUUGCAUAUGAAGCAUCAGUUGCAUUGGGGCCAUUGGUUAUAACCCGUUACACUGAGUUGAUGAACGGGAUUAUAGACUCGGAGGAAGAUGCAAAGGUUCUCAGAGAAAAAGGGAUCAUUCUGAACCACUUGAAGAGUGAUAAAGAAGUGGCUAACUUGUGGAAUGGGAUGAGCAAGUCCUUGAGAUUAUCAAGGGUGUCAUUAUUGGAUAAGGUCAUUGAAGAUGUUAACAAGUAUUACAAUGGUAGAAUGAAGGUCAAAAUUUGGAAAUUCAUGAGAGUUUAUGUGUUCAGUUCCUGGCAGUUUUUGACAUUCCUAGCUGCCCUAUGCCUUUUGCUCUUGAUGGCUUUGCAAGCUUUCUGCUCUGUCUACACUUGUAGUCGUUUUUUCCAAUCUGCACUAGAUUCCCAGUGAUUGAUAUGUCAUGAUGUCAAGUAUUAAUAAAUGGAUCGAGUCUUUUUUGUA